CAUAAAUUCCUAAAUACAUCUCGUACAUCAAAACUUCAUUUCAAAGUAAAAAUAACAAUAUCUCUGUAAACUUGAAUAUCAUUUUUCCUUCAUAAUUUUAAAUAAGGUUUUAAUAAGGUUUUGCUAUUUUCUCAGUUAAGUUUGUUUAGCCUGAAAACUUUUCAAUUAUCAGUAACUUAUUAUUUUAAUCGCUGCGGAGACUACAAUUAUUCAGAAUGUGAUAAAAUUACUAAACUAGUAAGAAUAAAUAAGAAGGCAACGAGAUAUGUUCAAGGAUUUCGAACGUCAUCUCUAUACAUAUAACAUAUCUCUAUGUCGUAUGCGAUUUCGGAUAUCAGCAGUUAAGAGCGCAAUAAUAAUCCUAUUCCGUUAACGAGAUAUUAUUGAGUUUGAAAUUGAACCAACGAACGACUGCCACUACAUAGUCUUCCCGCUUUAUGUGCAUGCAAAUUUUUAUGUUCACUGUUUUACGAACGGAAAGAGUGCAAUUAGAUCGAAGCUGAAUUAGGAUCAGAUCAGAGUUGAUUAGGAUCAAGAUUGGAUAUUAGGAUUCAGAUGUAAUGAGAGUCAUGUUACAUUCCUGAAUUAAUUUCGACACUGCUGAUAAAAAACUACUGAUUAGUGCUUUCGGUAUUCGUCACUAUUGGAAUAAUCUAAUAGACUUAGGAUAUUGGUUGUGUCUACAUGAUUACUGGUGACUGUUCGUGACACAUCCCAUGAUCAAAGGCCUAGUAGUACAAUAAUCGACAGUCAUUACGUAUAUCCUCAGUGAUUAUGGAAACCAUUAUAGAAACCGUUUAAUAAGCUAAUGUAUAUCCAGAAUCAAUUACUAUACUUUAAAAUGAUGUAGUCUGAUACACGUACGUACACAUUCAUAUGUUCAUUUUAAGUUGAAAAAGAUCAAGGAUGCCGCUUACGAAUAAUUCUUCCUUAAAAAGCUUACAACGGGAUAUUGCUCGGUUCAAUAAGCUAUAAAGAUUUCAUUUCAAUCGUCGUCUUCGUGAGAAUCUCCCCAUUUGUCGAGAAAUGAUGCCGCUCAUAUCGCGAAGUGCCAUGGUUCACGAAGAAUACGGACGAUUGAAUCAUAAUAAAAACGAAAUUGGCGACCCACGAGAGACAGCUUAUGAGAGGGAAGAAAUUGUCCUUUUCAGUCUUUGCCUGCCGCGCAAUGUUGCCUUAUAGAUACUGAAUCCAUCUCAGCAAAAGAAUCGUGCUUUGUCCUGUAUAUGGAUGAUAAAAUAACAAUCUCGCUUGAUAGAACAAUUUAUCAACAAAAACAAAAUUAGUGACUUUUAUAACAUUUUCCUUGAUCUCAAAAUAUUUGUACAGAGUCAUUUAUACUUUAAUCGAUGAACUGCAAUAUGUAACAAAGUCCGUUAUGAGUAAACGUCAAAAUUAAUUUCCUAGAUAACAUUAUUACAUUCAGUUCGGAUAGUAUUGUUGCAAUUUAUCACAAAUAAAAGUUUAUAAUUAUAUUUACUGAGCUUAAUCGUGAAGAGGAUUGGUCAUAAAGACAAUUUUGCAAUAACAUAUUGCAAGUUUGUCUUUUUGCGGGAAUAAAGGAUUAAUUUUAUUACAGCUGUCGCUAAUUCUCCAUGUGUCUGUGUACGCUGUUGCAACCGAAUAAUAUCCGACUACGAGCAAAUUCCACAUACAUAGCGAUGGAAACUUCCAGUUCUGUUCUUGUUUCCAUGUUCGUCGACUAAAUUGCAAUUACCGCUAAUUAAUUGAGCAAAGGUUUGUAGCAGUCAGCGGACAAAGCAAGGCGUGACUACGUCGACGAAGAAAUUGCAGGUCAGCACAUCGAUUGCAUUAUCGUUAAAUUACAUAUGGGAAGAUUUGACAGCCUGGCAAUAAAAAUUUGAUAAGCUAUGUUGAAUAUAUCUCAUCAAUAUUAUUGUAUCUCCUCCACCACUUCUCUAGUAAUUUCAAAUCGCUCAUCCCUUUCCAAACAUUGCGACCUGUAUCUAAUUCAUCAACAGUAAUUACACUCCUCUCGUCAAACAAGGCCGAAAGCCCUGUCGGGUCAUUGUACCCUCUUUCGAUCCUCGCCCCAUUUCCGACCUUCGGAACGUAAUACGCAUGCACCAAAGGGCUCAGUCCUUCGAAAGCGCCUUACAUCAAAAUUGACAAACUUCCUUCAACUUAUUGAAGGCUUGGCUUUCACGUAGAAAUCGAUAAAGGGUAAUUCGCCGCCUGCAAUACACCCUGAUAAUCUUGGAUAAUCAAACUACACCCGGCUAUAGUGCCGGACAUUCCACCGGAAGUGGUCGGAAAUCUCCCGACUCGUUUCUUGCCGGAAAGCCUGACGGGUCGAACGGCUGCGAUGCAACCUCCCUCGAGAAACGUAUUUCACGGAACAUUCUGGUUGAGUGCCGGGCGGCUCGCAGGCCGUUCAUGAACUUUAACGUUUGCAAGAGCGCUAAUAAAAACAACGAGAAUCGUGAUAAUAACGGCAGCGAGGAUAAAUAUGCAAGAGAUAAUGGAAAAAUCAAUAAAGCCUACAGCGCAGAUCGACGUGCGAGCGGAAAAUUCCGCGUACAAAAUUUCGUUGAGGUUGAAGCGGGCACGUACGAGAGAGAGGUCGACACGCGUACCAUACACGGCCGUGAUAUGUUGCUAGUGGGUCAAGUUAUUUAAUCCCGCUGGUAUAAACCAUAGCCGGCACGUCCGAAAUUUAUGCACCGGAGCCGCGCCAGAAUGCACGCUGGGAUGCGUGGUCCGAAAUAUUCGCGCACGCUCUUCCGGAAGACACGUUGGCGUGUCCCGACUAUGCGAACUUAUUAUAAUGGCAGCAAAGAUAACGCGCCCAUGUCGAUUUCCCUGUUGAACCGAAUUCGUCAUCCACGUCAUCGCGAUUUAUCCACUUGCUCUCUUCCCUUGUCUUGUCCCUUAUUUGCUUCGCCUUGAUUAAUGUUUAAAGCGAAGCGGACUGAAUGACAAUUAAAACUAGAUAAAUUAAUUAAAAUCCGAAUCAAAUUAAUCAAACCUGAAAAAAUAAAUUCUUCGCAAUAACCGCAGGAGCGUUUCAUUACGAUCUAAAACUAAUUAAAAAUUGGAACAAUAACGGACAGUCAGCUCGCUCGUAUUCAUCGUAUUCGUUUGCAUGUCAGCGCAUUCCUCGUCCCUUCGCGCAUAUACUCCAACCCAGGAAAGUGCAUUCCUACGGGGUGCAGUUCGUCGGAUGCUGUUGGCGUUGACGCAGGAAUUGGAUCGGUCAUCCGAUAUCACAGACGGUAUUCUCGAAAUUCGAGCGUCCUGUAUUAAUAUUAAAUUCCGUCGGACUUGCCUAGCCAAUGAUAGUCGAGGAAAUUACACGCCCGAAUGCGACCAAUAACUCGUAUCGACCAACAGCUUAGCUUCGUAAUUCCGAAAUUGAAGAAUUUCUACUGCAAUUUUAUCGAGCCGUCCUCAACAAAUUAAUCCUCAACAAGGAAUCGAUUAAAAAUUAUCGAUUUUAAAUUUACUUUUAAAAUACUACUUAAUAUAUAACUCGAGGAAAGCAUUCUACAUCUAUGUGAGAGAGCCGAGUUCUUUUAAUAACUGUGCUGUUUGUCAUACCUGGCGAUAUGAAAACGCAAUUUGCCAGUAUUACAAAAUAUUAAUAAAAACCCCUGAGCUUUUAAUAUGUAAAUAUAUUUUACUAAUUAACCAUCUGAGCAUUUCAAGAAUUCGCGGCUCAUUCGAUAUAUCGAAAUUGCGUGAUGCAUCGAUCGCGGUUAUAAUACGGCGAUUAAAUCAAACACGAUAUCCAAUCGCGUACUGCUUUUGAUAUUGCCAAAUUAAUUUUAUAAUUUUAUAAUUUUAUGCUGAAUAAAACGGUGGACUAGUAGGAUUUGUUCGUUGAAUAAAACGACGUAUUAGCAACGGCGCCCGCGUGAUUUAUAAAAAUGAUUAACGCCACGUAGGGAAAUGCGUGAGAUAUGCGAAAUAAUGCACGAAAAUAAUGUUGCUCCGGCCGCCGUGUUUACGCGAAUUUUCAUAGCACCGUGCAUAUUGACAUUAUCUUUUCUGGAUACGAUGCGUUAUUAAUGUCGAGUAUUAAAACUCGGGCGCACGAUGCGACGUACAGUUAGAAUUUAAUUUAGCCCGAACAUGAGUUCUCUCUCUCUCCCUCUCUCUCUCUUUUAUCCUUCUACAUAUCGAAUCUAAUAACAGACAGUUUAUAGCGCAACAUAACAUCGCUCAAACUAUUAUUAAUUAAAGUAGCUUUCGCUACGCGCAUGAUUAUUAGGUAGACGAUUUUAUGAUAAAAUGUCGCAAUUAUGUCGACAAUUUUCAAUAAUUCCUACGCGACGAGAGAUUCGGGAGGUGCCAGCGUUGCUCGAUGCUCUUGAAAAGUCCAGGUUCGUACAAGUUGCUUUUCUUCCGAGUCAAAUGGCGUAACUUCAAGUACGUCCUAAGAAGUAUAUCCCGCGCGGUAAUAACGACGUCGUUAGACGUCGCUCGACUCCCUCAUCUCGCAGUGACCCAUAGAAUGCAGAGUGAGAGUACACGUGUGUGCUGAAGAUCCGCGAAAAUUACGAAGUACUAGGUAUUCUCCAGCACUGAUGUGAACGAAUGAGGGUUUUCGCGAACGUUUGAUCGCGAAUAAUAGUUACAUUUUGACAAUUACACUCGCACGAUUUAUUUUGAUUUGUGCAAUAUGGCCACCAAAAGCGAAUAAUGCAAUCCUUCUUAACGCAGCACACCGUGACAUCAUUGAUAAUGGCUUAUGCACAAUUUGCCGAGGACACGGAGCCGGCGAUGCGAGAAACCAAACAAUCGAUUCAUCUAGUAACGUUUUAGAGCAGCGACGUGGAGCAUAUUUGGGCUCGUUCGAGCGUGAGCGAGCAUUGUUGCACAUUAAACGUAAUAACAACUUGCAAUUAAGGCACUUUCCAGCUCUAAUUGUUUUGAAAAGAUUCGAGUGUUUCGCAGAGAUUCAAAAACAAUUGUCUCUUUUGUUCGCUCAGCCGAAUAUUAAAUCAAACAACAUUUCAAUAUAUUAUGUCAAUCAAAAAGCUCGGUUCUAUUUUUGCAUCAAAUUUCACUUUAUUACAUUCAGUAGAAACAAAUUAUUCAUCAAACAAGUAACCGCCAUCGUUCUCUAUGAAUAUACAUUACAACAUUGUUGAUUGUAUUACAUAUACAUUUAUUUGAAAAAUUGAAAGUCAAACCGGACUUUUUGACUGAGUCGAAACGCUACGUCGUAUAUUGAAAAGUCAAUAUGGUGGCCAAUCACAUUUCUGGCAGAGGCAAAUGAACCGAAUCAAAGAACUCAGCUGCGAGAAAGAGCGGUUCCGGACCAUCCCGCACGCAUACAGAUGCAAUUUCAUGCUGUAUGCUGGUAAUUAGGCAAUUAAUCACGCGCGCAUCAAAUAUUUACGCGCGCAGGAAACCGCGCUUUCUACACAAACAUACUGCAAUUUAUCAUGUUUCGCUCUCACGCCGAAUCACGUCGCCAGCCCGAGUUUUUUCAACGAGUGAGGAAACCGAAAGCGAAAUCGCGGAAACAUCUUGGAUACAGCAGGGAAAAUCUUCAAAUAUUACAGAUUGAAACUUGCUAUUAAUUAAUAAUACAUACAAUAUGCGUAUUAUUUAUUUAUUAAUUUUUUUAUUAUUCAGCUGCUACCUUGGUUCAUUAGUCCUAUUACAAAUUUAGCGUUGCUUAACUGAUGUUGCGAAAUAUCAUCAUGUUAAUUGUAAUUCUGAAUACCAACAGUGUCUCCAAUUCCAAACAGUGAUCUCGAUGCAUUUAAUUUGCGAGAUGAUAAUAUAAACCGAGCGUUUUAUUAAACUGUUGCGGCAGCGCCGAGAUUGCUGAAAUGUAUCAGCAACGCGAUCGAUGUUGCGGCAGUAAGAAAUGCAAUUAUGGUUGUUUAGAGUAUCCUUCUGAUAAUUACGUAUACAGAAACGCUUGCAUGCGUUGGUUCACGAUAUAUCUUGUGUUUGUCCGAAACUCUGUCAUGUAUCAUGCAUGCAUAUAAUUUUCAAUUCCUCCCCAAAGAAGCCGCGGGCGAUCAGCGCAAGUAUUGUGCGCCCUCAUUAAUUCGCUCCAUGGCGCCUCAUUUAGACUUCUCGCGUCUUCUCCUCAUUUGCAUCCCUAUUGAUCAUCGCGCGAGACACUUUCGAGCUCCGCGCUUUUUCUGCAAAAAAGACAAUCGCAGCGAGACGCAGAAGUUACAAAAUUUCCGCUACAAAGCUCUAAAGCGUCUUUGAGACAUUUUAAAUAUCAACUCUCGCGUUUGCGGUAUUAAAAUAUUAAUCGAGAAACGUGCGGAGAGAUAAUGCUUAAUCUCGAUAAAAAAAUAAAGCAACUUGCGAUCCCAGGGAAAUGAUAUUUUAUUUUAUCACGACUGCGAAAAGUUACAUUAUUAUUGAAGCAAACAGAAAGCGGCCGUGUCUCAUACCGCACGCCGGGCUGCUUAAUUUAAUUAUGGUCGUUAGCAGCCAGAGCGGCUAACUCCGCGCGAGUUAUUAUAAGCUUGCAACUUGCAUUGUAAAUUAUUAACGGCUCUCCGGGCGUAGCUAAAUCGCUAGUAUGGUGGCUUAGAAUAAUUCGGCGCUCGAUAGCGGCGGUCGCUUCCGUGGGAUUCCUUGAAUAGGGGGUGGCUCUAUCAACGGGCGCCGCGAGGGUGGGCGCAAUUUGAAUAAGUUCGAAAGGGACGCAAUUCGCCCGCGGGCCUCGCGAGGAGAGUCGAGGCCGGUUCGCGGAGGUGGGUUUAUUCAAAUUGAACGCGACAGAGGCGGAAUAUCUGGCGUGCCCGCGGGUUGUCAACUUUCCAUUUUAAGUUUGCUGACGUAUUGAGUCGAAGUUCGUAGCCGCGGUACUUCCGGAACUAGUCCACCAUCCCCGGGAGACGGGGGCCCGUUCCGACAGGUAAAAUAUUGUUCCGCUACCUCGUGCCGCGCAUUGAUUCCAGAUAUUGCGGCAAUGCCCUCCGGACAGCUGGAAAACAUAAAUAACAGUGACGGAAGUGCACAGAUGGCCGAAUAAUGGAAAGAUGUUAUUAAUGGCGGACACUUAUUCAGACGGUCUCUAUAUCCUCCCCAUUUUAUUUUCUAAUUAGUCAGCCGGUUAAUCGUUAAUUACCUCAUAAUCUAGAAUUUUUAAUCCCGAAUUGUUCGUCAUGUCUGAAAGAGCAGGUUGGUGAGUGAGUCGGCUUUUCCAUGACACAAUGCAUCCGGGAAAUUUAGUCACGCCGCCGACAGUUUUCCCUUGCGGUCGUUAUAAUAAAGCUUAAUCUCUGUUCUACACUGCGGCGUUUUAAUGAACGCGCCGCCUCAAAGCGUUUAUGAGAUAUAUGCAAAUUUUUUAAAUCCGCUUGUUUGACAUAUGGCGUCACGUCGUGAGUCUUGCUGAGCAACGCAGAUUCAUUAAAACAUUGAUGCGUUUAUUAGAAAUUCCAAUCAAGCACAUUAAUGAAGCAUAGGGAUUUGUAAUCUCUUCCGGGCUUUUACCGUGCUAAACUAAAAGGCGCGAAUAAAAGAUUUUUUUAAUAUCUCCCUAAAAGCUUCCGAAUUUUUUUUUACGUAACACACUGUACUCUUUCCAAGAUAACGGGAUUAGCUUUAAACAUUUCUCAGCGCGCUUCCGGCGGAGAAAUAUCAGGCGUAAAGCGAAAUUUGUGAGCCGAUCGACGACCAGAAUUAUUAUUAUAAUCGAACGCGAAUUCCUGCGACAACUUUUAAUGGAGUCACGCGUUGUCGUCUACUUUAGAACUUUAAGUGUCUCUUGCGAGGUCUUUCUCACAGAUUGCGACGCGACGAGAAUAACGAGAAUCAUAAAGUAAUCUGAGAGUGGCGACUUGGUCGGAGACAGAUCAACGACGUAGACGAAAACUUGAUUUCUCGCGCCAAGUCGCAAUUCUAAUGACAAUUCUAAUGCGAUGCAAGAUGAACCCAAGCGACAUAAUGCACAAGAGACAACUGCCAAAGCUACGGUACUUAGUUAGUUCGCCAAGAGAUUUCUAUUACAGUUAAUAUCCUCGUGUCUUCAUUUUACCUUCAUAUUUUUCCGAACAGUAUCUUUCUCGCGAUUGCGAGAGGAUUCUCUUAGAAACGUGCACAAGAGAGGAGUGUCGGGGUGGUUGCAAGGUAGAGGCAGGAGGUGGGAACCUUGAAGAACGAGGGAAGAACGUGAAACGAAAGCGGAUGUCGCGGCCAAGAGGGACGAAAUCGUUAAAAGGAAUGCGCAGUCGAGCGAAAGAGGCCUCAGGAGGGAGGAAGUUGGCCUUGCAGUUGAAAUAAUGUAGAAAAAAAGGCUCCUCCGAAAACCCAGGAAGGUACCCGCCACCCCAUUUUAUUUCAGUUUUCUCAGCUUCCGCGGGAAGAAGUUCCUGUGAUUUAUUUUCCGACCUUCGUUUUAAUUUCAAAUUAACAAUGGUACCUUUUUCAAAGAAAUUUAAGCGAAGCUCCAUAGAGCUUUGAUCUUUACAAGAGUAUGCGUUUUAAACAUGAAUGUACCUUGCAUUUUACAAAAUAUGUCGGGUAUUUUUUGCGAGAUGUCAAAUAUUUUCCAGACCGAUCUGUUUAUUCAGUUCUCAUUUCACACUGAUAAUGUCAGUGUAUCUCGGAAUUGCAAAUAUUGCUUUGAUAUCGGACACGCAGUAAUCACGUUCGCGAUAUAAAGGAAAAUUACAUGAUGAAAAAAUGUAUGUUAAAUUCAAUACAUUUCACACGUCCUAAACGGUUCACUCAAAUUUUUGUGUAAAUUUAACGUGAAUCAAACAAUGAUAUCGAUAUUAUAUAGAUACUUCGACAUAAAAUUAAUAAGAAAGCUACAAUGUGUGGAAGAACAUUUUAUGUAAAAUGGACAUAUCUAUAAUAUUAAAUUUUAGUUAAGGAAAUGUUAUAUGUAUACACAAUGUCGCACUGCGUUAAUGUUUGACAAAGGUUAAUUUAACACAUUUGGAUUAGUUGAUUAUAAAUUUAACAUAUGAAAUUUAAUUAAUACAAUGAGAACUUGUUGAAUUUGCACAUGAAUAUGUUGUACUUUUAAGAUAAAAAAUGUUCACGAGGAAAAAACUCUGUUUUAACAGAAAUAUUAAAUAAAAGUUUUUUACUGUAUACUUGUGCUGUGUGUGUGUGUGCCGAACAAAGCAUGCGAUAAAAGAAGUGCUCAUGACAAUCUAUUAAUAGCAAAAAAAUAUGUGCACCGAUAAGAAAAAUGACUUGAUGAAUGGAUAUCUUAAACGUUUCACUGCUUUUGUAAACUGAUAAUAGGGUAAUGUCUACAUCAACAUUUUUUGAUGAUAAAGUAAUAACGACACAUGUUUAUUUAAUAUAUCUUUUCUUAAUUUAUUUUUAUGAAAUACUUGAUUAAAUUGAAAAAAUUAAAAACAGUUUUUAUAUAUUGCACUUUGAGAUCGAAAUAUACACUGUCUAUAUAACGAAAUUAAAAGAUCAUUUUAUAUUAUUAGCUGGUGAGCAUUAUCAUUAUCUACAUCAGUAUGAAAAGGUCAAUUUGUCAAUUUGUCCAAAGUUCGGAUUAUUUUAGAUACUAAUCUUUCAGUAUCGUCAGGAAACUUGCGGUGAGGAAUCAUUCGUGAAGGAAACAUGUGACCAACAUACGUUUGCGUUGACACAAUGUUAACCUUCGUACCGCAAUCUUUAUCUUAAGAAACCUUCAAGUAACAGUUUCGUUUUGUAUGGCGUGGCAGUAACACAGGCAACUUUGAUGCGAAAGCCAAUAAGUAUUUUGUAAAAUAACUUCCUAACAAUUACAAAACUGUUUUGCUUCAAGCCACAUCAAUAAUUUAAAAAUGAAACGAAUUUACGAAAUAAAUUUAAUUAUGCUUUGUGUAUUCGUUCUAUUUGUUAAUGAUAACAGUGCAGUGGAAGGUUCCAGAAAAAACAAUUAUAUUCGAUCAUUCAUCAUGCUAAAGGAAGUGAAGAAUCUUCGACAUGGAAUCCUUCCAGGCACGCGUUGGUGCGGACGGGGAAAUAUUGCUCGCAAUAAUUCCGAAUUGGGCACGUACAAUGAGCUAGACGCGUGUUGCAGAGCGCACGAUAGCUGCGAAGAUUAUAUCAGACCUAAAUCUGAAAAAUAUGGGCUAUAUAACAAAUAUAUUUGCAGAAGCUCAUUGUGCGAGUGCGAGGUGCAGUUUUACAAUUGCUUGGCGCAAAUUAGCGGCUUGUACUCGUCCAUCGUGGGGCAAGUGUAUUUCAGAAAAUGCAAGAAGUGCUUCCGUACGUACUACGACAUAACAGAGUGCGAAAGAGAAGGUCUUGAUGUAAUCGAGGAGAAUGAUCGUAAUGGCCGUCGCGUUUUCUGUGCAAAGUUUGAUCGAAAUCCCAAAUGGAGACGUGGACGUAACAUUACUCUGCCAACCUCGACUUCCAUUCCGGAACUUUUAAUCACAAAUGAUGACGAAUCCGUCCUGCUCGCUUCACAAUCUUCUUCUGAUAGCGCCAGCAAAUAUUUUAACGAUGACGAUGAUAUUGUAUACGAAAACUUUACGCCAAUUGAGGGUGAUGAUUAAUGUAUCUUUAUGCGAAAGUUUCUACCGCAAUUCUGCCGCAAUUAUCAAAUGCGAUGCAAAUAUUUUUCCUCUUCAUAUAAAUGCUUUAACUUAAUUAAAAUAUUUUUGAAAUGUUUCAUUUUAUGUAAAUGUACUGUGUGUACGAUAAAAAUACAAUAAAAUAAUAAAAAGUUUUUCUCGCUCGCAAAACUGUGACCCUCGGACCACCACCGUCCAAACACGGCACUGGUACAGUCAUGCCCCCCGAGUGCGAUUCUAAAGUCCGUCCCGAAAUUGCUUCGUUCUCGAUAUGGCAGCCAUUCACGAGGGUGUGGGGUUUACUUGAAAAUCCGCCGAGAAUUUUAUCGCAAGGCCGUAGACGCGUGAGCGAAUGAGCAAGUCUACCUCCAUUUUGCGAUUUUUUCGCUCUUCACCACUCUUUUGCAGCUGGGGAGUUGUAUUACCCUCGGCUUCUCCUCACCCUCUCUUCCUCACCCUUUUCUCUCACAUAGAAAGAAUGUUCAAUUAUGCAAGAGUGCGCGCAAAAGUUUCACCGGAGAUGCUCGCUUCGCGAAGAGUAUUUCUGAAUUAAUAUCGGGUGUAAGAGAGCGGGGGGUGUAAGGAACUAACGCGAAUCAACAGUCGCUUGUUCGGUGUUGUUCGGAUCCGUUUAAAGCAGAAAAAUGAAGAAAUUAUAUUUUUCUAGCGAUAACCAACGAACAAAAAAGAUUAAAAUAGGCCGAGUCAUAAGUGGAAAUGAGAUUGUGGCGUCAAGUCUACCCCCUGCUCUUACGAUAGUUUUGCCUAUGCAGGGUGCCUCAGUUUUAUCGGAUUAACUAAAAGACUAAAGCUUCCUGAAAAUGAAUCCCUGCAGUUUCUCUAACAAUUUUAUUUACAUUUCCCAAGAUCCUUACACAAACAAGCCUCUUUCAUUAAAGGACAUGCUUUAUAUCUUUCUCAGCGCUAUUAAAAAGCCUUUAGAAAUACCGCCGCGACUCGAAGCUCGUUUGAAAUCUCCUUUAAGUACCUCGUAUUAUAAAGUUCUCUUGAAGAAAAUGGCAAUUGCUAAUAAAAAAUGUACAAGAAAAAUUUUUCGUUCCUCGCGAGCGACGGACGGAGCGGAAAACAUAAAAGCUUAAUAUUUUGCACGAUUUUCGCUGUAGUUUGCACAGGACUUCUAAUUGGAGUUUCAUUAACUUGAAUUGAAACGGCGAUGCCAGCAGAAUUUUAAUUGGAGUCUUUUAAAGGUUUUUUUCCUCGGUCUUUUUAUAAUUUCCAUCGAAGGGAGCGUAAUCUUGAAAAUUACAUCAUGGUACCCAAUAUAAUAUAUAGGAUAUGUUAUAAAUCGUACUCGGCGAGGGAGAAUUCUCUGAAAAAAGAUGGCAAAUGUUUCCUUGUACCUUCAUUGUACCUUCUACAAAAUAUAUGUGUUAUGCGUAUAUAAUUAAUAACACGUUUAAUGUACUUUACAAAAAUGGAAUUAGAAAGGAACAAUCCGUUACACGCUAAGAGGAUGUUUCCUGCUCGGAAGAAAGCGGUGUCGCCCACGUGACGCCACUACCCCUUCAUACAUGCGACGCUAUCCUUUAUCGACGUCGACGACAAAACCAAAUGAUUUUUAUUAAAAUGUUGAAUCCUCUUCUUCUCGACGUUGAAGAAAUCAAUUUGACUAUCCGGCGGCUAUAUUAUCAGUUUUUUCUCGUUUCCUACGUCUUUCUUAACCGAAUUUCGAUUUCGUUUGAAUCAUACAUAUCGACUUACCUGUCGGAUUAUCCACAAGAAAAAGGAACGAGGACAUAGAGAGAAGUAGGAGUAAACGCACGGAGUUGCAAUAGUGUCCUGAAAGGAUUGGAAAUGGAAAGGCAUCACGUUUCUAACGACACGUUUAAAUCGCUACGCUUCCAGGUUUCAACCAUAAUCCAGGAAUUUUAUAACCAUGCAAAGGCAGAUAGAUCAUUUCCGCUUCUUUGCGCAGAACGCGUGCACUCUGCUGGAGUACACGGUUUGCGCAAA
Molecule: messenger RNA, 12458 nt
Organism: Ooceraea biroi (clonal raider ant)
Lineage: Eukaryota; Metazoa; Arthropoda; Insecta; Hymenoptera; Formicidae
Biological process (GO): phospholipid metabolic process; arachidonate secretion
Molecular function (GO): A2-type glycerophospholipase activity
Source: RefSeq, a predicted model, not a curated record